AUGAGCGCACGCAUUACUAGAGCCGAGGCACGCAGGAGGAUGGCGGCCCUCCAGGAACCUCGCCCGGGGCAAGGAUGGUCGGAGACCCGGCCUACCCGAGCUUCGCGGCGGGCCCUGAAGCGGACCCGAGACGAGGACUCCGCACCGGAACCAGUGGUGAGCUCCGACAGCGACGUGGAGGUGAUCGGCGAUCCCGCCGUCGAGGAAAGGAAGUGGCGACUCCGGAAGGCGGCGGCGGGCGGUCGGAUACCGCGCGGGACGACGGACGUCGGAGGAGAGGAGCUCCCGAGGAGCCACGCGGAGGCGGUCUGUCGGGCCACCGAGGAGUCCCAGAAGCGGUUCCGAGACCGGGAGCCGUCGGUCGAGGAGCAGGAACGGUACGCGGCCGAGGAUCCCAGUCCGAGGGAAGAGGACGAGGACGAACCACGCGCGCCAUCCCCGCCGCGGUGGUUACCCGAGGUGCCACCCACUCCCCGCUACGAGGGAGAGUGGCUCACGGACGGCGCUCGAGACGGCGACGAGGGAGCACCGUCGGCCACGCCGCCGUGGAGGCCGGCCCGGCCACCCACGCCGCGUUACACGGAGCCACGACGACCGGAGGAGCAGGCGCAGAGCGAGGAGUCGACCGCGCAGCCGAUGCCGCCACCGCAGGAGGAGGACGUCCACCAGGCGAGGGCGGAGGAGCCAUCGGUGGUGCGGACGGAGGUGCCAGCCGCGCACGUGAGCCACAGCACGCGGGCGUUCGAGGCCGAGGGCAUGCGGUGGCGGCAGCAGACGGUGACGUGGACGUGGCCCGAGGGGCCCGCGACAGAAUCUGCGAAGGAGCCAACGGGAUGCGUGGGUCCCGCCGACGCCAAGUACGGGCCCACCAACACCGGCGACGACGGCAGCGACGGGGGAGGCGGAGUCGCCGGAGAAAGGACCGUGGGUGUGGCCCGAGCCACCGGCCAUCCCGAGACCGACGUUGCAGCGGCAAGACUCGGACCCCGGAUCGACGCGCCCGCGGCCGCAGUUCAUGCGGCAAGUUUCGGCCCCGGAGGAAGGCGGUUGGCGCGAGGUCGCCAGGAGCGAGUGGCCGGUGGGCAUCGAGGAAGCACCCGCGGUCGCGACGGCACGGCGGAAGGGCGGCAGGCGGUGCGUCCUGGUCUGCGAAGGCGGGAGGAGGUACCGGGCAAGCUGAAAGUGUGGCAUCACUCCCGAUUCGCGGGAACUUUUAUUUACCAAGAAAAUGUCGAGGGUGCUGCUGGUGAAGUGCAACGUCGACAAGUUCAUCGUUGGAGAUGGCGAGGGAGGGGCUCCCCCCCCAAACGCAAACAACCAAAGGCCAAAAGGCCGCAGAAGCGCCGCAAGACUGCAAAUCAGGAGGCGGCAAAACAGGAGGCGGCAAAUCAGGAGGCGGCUAGCCGGGAGGCGGCUAGCCGGAAUGCGGCUAGCCGGGAGGCGACUAGCGAGAAGGCGGCUAGCGAGAAGGCGGCUAGCGAGAAGGCGGCUAUCCAGGAGGCGGCCGUCGAUAAGGCUGAUCUAAAAAUUUCCGAAUAA
Messenger RNA from Drosophila subpulchrella, 1539 nucleotides. RefSeq names its product serine/arginine repetitive matrix protein 1-like. The record is from RefSeq and is a predicted model, not a curated record. The transcript has 5 exons. Bases 1 to 1539 code for a protein of 512 amino acids. Lineage: Eukaryota; Metazoa; Arthropoda; Insecta; Diptera; Drosophilidae.